Molecule: messenger RNA, 2973 nt
Organism: Geosmithia morbida
Lineage: Eukaryota; Fungi; Ascomycota; Sordariomycetes; Hypocreales; Bionectriaceae
Product: DNA ligase 4
Exons: 2
Coding region: 1-2973 (990 amino acids)
Biological process (GO): DNA biosynthetic process; double-strand break repair via nonhomologous end joining; nucleotide-excision repair, DNA gap filling
Cellular component (GO): DNA ligase IV complex
Molecular function (GO): DNA binding; DNA ligase (ATP) activity; ATP binding
Source: RefSeq, a predicted model, not a curated record
AUGAAUGACGACACUGGCAGAGAAGAUGAAUCGUUGGCGGGCAUGACGGAAGAUGAGAUCGAAGCAAAGUACCCCAACCGUCCUCGGAAUCACUCCAGGACGUUGCGCUUUGCCGACCUGCACCGGGAGCUCUUCAAACCUCUGAACGAGAACAAGAAGCAGCCCGGCAGCGGCGCGGCGCGCAGCAAGGGACCCCAUAGAGGCUCAACACCAUCUCCGCACGAGCAGCGCCGACGUAUAAUCGAGCGCUUCAUCGAUCGAUGGCGCAAAGAGGUCGGCGACGACUUCUUCCCCGCCCUGCGCCUGAUCUUGCCGGACAAGGAUCGCGAGCGCGGCGUCUACGGCCUCAAGGAGAAUGCCAUCGGCAAGCUUCUCGUCAAGCUGAUGAAGAUCGCCAGGAACUCCGAGGAUGGCUACAACCUGCUACACUGGAAGCUUCCUGGGCAGACGGCCGAGUCGCGCCUGGCGGGAGACUUUGCCGGCCGGUGCUUCGAGGCCAUCUCCAAGAGACCCAUGCGCAUGGAGCCCGGUGAUAUGACUAUCGCCGAGGUCAAUGAGCAAUUGGACAGACUGUCGGCGUCAUCGGGGGAGGCUGAGAACCUGAGUGUCUUCGAGGUUUUCUACAACCGCAUGAAUGCCGAGGAGAUGAUGUGGCUGAUCCGCAUCGUGCUGCGGCAGCUGAAGGUCGGUGCCACGGAGCGCACCAUCCUCGACCUCUGGCACCCCGAUGCCACAGCCCUCUUCAACGUCUCAUCUAGUCUUCUCAGGGUGUGCUGGGAGCUGCCCAACCCCGCCGUCCGGCUGGAGCAGGAAGAGACGGGCAUCGCCCCGAUGCAGUGCUUCCAGCCCCAGCUCGCACAGUUCCAGCUGUCGGCCUCCUUUCAGCGCAUGACGGAGCUGCUGCGCCCUACCGAUGACGACCCGGAGUUCUGGAUCGAGGAGAAACUUGAUGGCGAGCGCAUGCAGAUGCACAUGGUCCAAGAUCCGUCGCAGCCGGGUGGCCGGCGGUUCGGUUUCUGGUCCAGAAAGGCGAAAGACUACACGUACCUCUACGGACACGGGCUUCAAGAUGCCAACUCUAGCCUGACGCGCCACCUCGAGAGCGCAUUCGCACCUGGUGUGCGCAACAUCAUCCUGGACGGCGAGAUGAUUGAGUGGGACAUGGGCGUAGACAAGAUUGUGCCGUUUGGCACGCUCAAGACGGCCGCCAUCUCUGAGCAGCAGAUGCGCUCCACGUCGGACGCCACGGGCCGCCGUCCGCUCCUCCGCGUCUUCGACAUCCUCUACCUCAACGACAAGCAGCUGACGCAAUACACGCUGCGGGACCGGCAUCGCGCACUGGACAAGGCCGUCAAGCCGGUGCACAGGCGUCUCGAGAUCCACAGACACUCCAUCGCCACGUCUCCGGAUGCCAUAGAGCCGCAGCUGCGCGACGUCGUGGCCAACGCCUCGGAGGGCCUGGUGCUCAAGAACCCGCGGUCUAUGUACCGCCUCAACAGCCGCAACGAUGACUGGUUAAAGGUGAAGCCAGAGUACAUGGACGAGUUUGGCGAGUCUCUCGACUGCGUCAUCAUAGGCGGUUACUACGGCUCCGGAAAGCGGGGCGGCACGCUCUCGAGCUUCCUGUGCGGUCUGCGUGCGUCGCAGAACCACAUCCAGGCAGGUGCCGACCCGGAGAAGUGCUUCAGCUUCUUCAAAGUCGGCGGCGGCUUUCGCGCGGAGGACUACGCGGAGAUUAGACACCGCACCGAGGGUAAAUGGGUAGACUGGGAUGCCAAGAACCCGCCCUCGCAGUACAUCGAGCUGGGCGGUGGCGAGGCAAAGCAAUACGAACGACCAGAUGUGUGGAUUCGGCCGCGGGACUCGCUGGUCUUGUCGGUCAAGGCCGCCAGCGUCGGGAUAAGCGACCAGUUUGCGCGGGGCUUCACGCUGCGGUUCCCGCGCUUCAGACGCCUCCGGACCGACCGCUCCUGGGACACGGCCCUGUCAUUAGAGGAGUUCCACGACCUUCAGAAGCGGAUGGAAGAGGAAUCCAAGGAAAAGGCCAUGACUGUCGAGGACAGGAAGUGGCGGCGGAGCACAAAGCGUGCCAAGAGGGAGCUCGUGAUUGCCGGGGAGGACACCACUGCAGAGGCACUCGUCAAGUUUGCCGGCGAUGACAAGACCAAGAUCUUUGCCGGCCUCGAAUUCUGCGUCUUAUCCGAGUCAACUCAGAAGCCAUUCAAAAAGACCAAAGCACAGCUCGAGUCCCUCAUCAAGGAGCACGGCGGAAGCAUAUCGCAACGCGCCGCACCAGACACACGCAUGGUCAUCAUCGCCGAGAAAAAGGUUGUCAGGGUGGCCAGUCUGAUCAAGAGCGGACCGGUGGACAUAAUCCUCCCCCGCUGGAUCCAAGACUGCCUCGAGGACGGUAGCACGUACACGGCCCCCCUACCAUUCGAGCCCCGGCAUCUGCUUCACGCCACAGAUACCCUGCGAGCUCUGUCGGAGGAAAACACGGACCGGUUUGGCGACAGCUACGCGCGCAACGUGACCCUCGACGAACUAAGGGCUAUAGUCGACGAGAUGCCCAAGUUCGAGGACCCCGAGACCUUCAGCAAGGACCAGUUCCUGGAGGAGUUGGAGGAGCGGGGUCGCGGGCUGCGCAAUGACGGUUCUCGGCUGAGGGGAUUCCUGUUCCAGAAAUGUGCCGUGCACAUGCGCGUCGGAACGGGGGACAUGGACAAGAUGAGGGCUCGGGAGCUACGGUACCGCAUCCGGUUCGGCGGAGGGGUGUGUGCUGAGAGCGUCGAGGAUGAGGGAGUGACGCAUGUUGUCAUCGUGGCGGGUGGUGGUGCCGGGGCUCUGGCCGAAGAUGUGCGCGGUCAAGUAGCCAUGCGGCAGAGGGUGCCGAGAGUGGUGGACGGGAAGUGGAUAGAUGAGUGUUGGAGGGAGAAGACGCUGGUGGACGAAGAGCAGUAUGCUGUCCUGUAG